Molecule: messenger RNA, 1266 nt
Organism: Haliaeetus leucocephalus (bald eagle)
Lineage: Eukaryota; Metazoa; Chordata; Aves; Accipitriformes; Accipitridae
Product: prostatic acid phosphatase-like
Exons: 11
Coding region: 1-1266 (421 amino acids)
Biological process (GO): dephosphorylation; lysosome organization
Cellular component (GO): plasma membrane; lysosome
Molecular function (GO): acid phosphatase activity
Source: RefSeq, a predicted model, not a curated record
AUGGGAGUGAUACAGCUUCCCAACCCAUUUAGGAUCCUGUGUUUUUCUUUUCAGUCUAUCCUCGUUCUGCUUCAACAGAGUACUGCAGAAAGAGAACUGAAGUUUGUGGUUGUAGUUUUCCGACACGGUGACCGAACACCAGUUGUAAACUUUCCAACUGAUCUACACAAAGAAAGUGAAUGGCCCCAGGGAUUUGGACAACUUACCAAGACUGGAAUGCAGCAGCUAUUUGAACUUGGACAGUACACGAGGGAAAGAUACUCCAACUUUCUGAACAGCACAUACAACCGGCAAGAGUUUUACAUCCAAAGUACAGAUUAUGAUCGCACCAUUAUGAGUGCCCAGUCAUACCUUUCUGGCCUCUUUCCACCAACUAGCAGCCAAAUUUGGAACCCUGAGCUUCUCUGGCAACCCAUUCCAGUUCAUAUUUUGCAAAAAUCAACAGACCGGAGGCUGCAUUUUCCUCUGCCUGACUGUCCCCUUUUUGAUGAACUUCAGAAUGAAACACAAACAUCUAGUGAAUUUCAAAAUAGAAUACAACCAUACAUGGAUUUUUUACAAACAGUGGCAGUUAACACAGGACUUGAACUAAAUCAUCUUAAAAUACUGGACAAUUUCCAGCUCUGGAAUACAUAUGAUACUCUACACUGUGAGGCUAUUCACAAUUAUACUCUCCCUGUAUGGGCCACCAAAGAUGUAAUCGACAAGCUGGAAAAACUGGCAGAAUUGUCCUUACUGUCGCUAUUUGGGCUUUAUAAAACAGAAGAGAAAUCACGACUACAAGGAGGUGUCCUUGUAAAUGUUAUUUUAAAUAGUAUUAAACAAGCUGCCAAUUCUUCAAAACAAAGAAGAAUGGAGGUCUACUCUGCACAUGACACCACAGUUGGGGCCCUACAGAUUGCUCUCAAUAUUUUCAAUGGAAAACUGCCACCAUACGCUGCUUGCCAGUUUUUUGAACUCUACCAAGAAAGCAGUGGGCGAUAUAGCAUUGAAAUGCAUUAUCGGAAUGACUCUUCAAAGGAUCCUUACCUACUCACCCUGCCAGGAUGCACCUCUUCUUGUCCGCUUGAGAAGUUUGCUGAACUAGUUUCUCCUGUGAUUACAGAAAAUUGGUCAAAAGAAUGUGGGAAGAAAGACAAAAUGAAAGAUAUUUUUAUCGGAUUUGACGUUGCUGUUGGCUUGUUGUUCAUUUUUGACCUUGUACUGCUUUACCUCCUUUAUCAUUAUGGACGCUGCAGGCGCAGAAACAAUUACCAAGACAUUUAA